This is a messenger RNA of Purpureocillium lilacinum, 747 nucleotides long. The record is from RefSeq and is a predicted model, not a curated record. Lineage: Eukaryota; Fungi; Ascomycota; Sordariomycetes; Hypocreales; Ophiocordycipitaceae.
AUGGCACCGCACCAAAAGGACCGCCUCCUCGUCGUCAUCGGCUCCGGGCCGGGCAUCGGCGUGCAUGUCGCAUCGGCCUUUGCGACUCGCGGCUUCAACCGCGUCGCCCUCGUCGCGCGCAACCAGGCGAAGCUCAACAGCGACCGCGCCACCAUCGAGAAGGCUGCCGCGUCCGGAGCGAGCGUCAAGGUCGGCACGUACGCGACCGACAUCACUGAUCAUGUGGCCUUCAACAACAUCCUGAAUAAGAUGGACGAGGAGAUGGGCCCAGCAGAGUGCGUGUUCUACAACGCCGCCACGGUCCGGCCCUCGGUCCUGCUGGAGACGAGCGAGGUCGACAUGGAGCAGGACUUUAAGGUUACGUGCACAAGCCUCCACGCAACGGCCAAGCACUAUGUCCCGCAGCUCAUCAAGCUCGCUGAGACGGACCUCUCCGCUCGGCCCUCGCUUCUCAUCACGAGCUCAGAGCUCCCACACCAGCCAGACCCGGAAUCAUUCGUCCUUUCCAUGACCAAGGCGGCCCAGCGCAACAUGGCGCAGUCUAUGGCGCAAACGUUUGGCCCAAAAGGCGUGCGCGUAGGCCUUGUGACCGUCUGCGGCGUCGUCGACCCAGAGAAGAAGCAGUUGAACUCGGAAUUCAUCGCUGACCGCGCCUGGGACUUGUUCAAUCAACCGAAAGAGCAGCAGGACUUCGAGGUCAUUAUAAAAGAAGAGUUUGAGGUAUCAAUUCGAGAAGGACGGCACUAG